Messenger RNA from Cutaneotrichosporon cavernicola, 2370 nucleotides. RefSeq lists its product as uncharacterized. Gene Ontology annotation, cellular component: nucleolus. Lineage: Eukaryota; Fungi; Basidiomycota; Tremellomycetes; Trichosporonales; Trichosporonaceae. Gene Ontology annotation, molecular function: protein binding; RNA binding. Gene Ontology annotation, biological process: ribosomal small subunit biogenesis. The coding region runs from base 1 to 2370 and encodes 789 amino acids. The record is from RefSeq and is a predicted model, not a curated record. The transcript is spliced from 7 exons.
AUGCUCGACGAGGUCGAGAAGGUGUAUGGUGCGAGCCAUAGGCCAAAUACUGUACGCGGGCGGAAGGAAGAACGUCAGGCGAAGCGGAAGGGUCCUGCACCUCGCGAACACGACGAGGCGCCGCGGAAGAAGGCCCGCCCUGCGGCUGAACCCAAAGCCAAGGAGGGCAAGGCGAAGGCUGAGCCCAAGGCCAAGGCGGAAGCUAAGCAUGAGAAGGAGGGCAAAUCCAAGCCUGAGAAGAAGAGCAAGAAGGAGCUCGUGCUCCCCGAGGACGACAAGGACGUCGAGGACCGCGAGAUUGCUUGGCUCGAGUACAUGAUCAAGAACGAAGGUGGGGAGGAGGCCGGCUUGGAAGAUGGCCUCGACGAUAUCCUCGACUUUGCGGAGAGGAUGGAGCACGGCAAGCUUCGGAGGGACGAGCUCGGUGACAGCGACGACGAGGACGGUAUGGGCGAGUUUGAGAUUUCCGAGUCGGAGGAGGAGGACGAGGACGAGGACGAGGACAGUGAGGAGGUUGACGAGAGCGAUGGCGAGGAGAGCGGAGAGGAGCAGGAAGUCGACCUCAGCGAGGAUGACAGCGAAAAUGAGGGCGCCGAGGAGGAGUGGCACGGCAUUGCCGAUUCCGACUCUGAGCCUGAACCUGAACCAAAGCCCGAGAUCAUACCUGAGGAGCCGAAGGCGGAGACGGCUGUACCAGCCCCAGGCCGCUACGUCCCGCCCCACCUCCGUGCUGCCAUGCUCGCAGAGAAGGCUGCUGGUGACGGCGCGCGCGCCGCGGAACGUGCCAAGCUGGAACGCAAGGCGCAGGGUCUACUCAACAAAUUGAGCGAGGUCAACAUCGAGAGCAUCCUCACCGAGGUCGAGAAGCUGUUUGGGGAGUACAGUCGUAACGAUGUCACCGCGACACUCACGAACCAGAUCAUCCUGAUGAUUGGGUCCAAGACCAACCUCCUCGACAGCUUUGUUGUGCUGUACGCUACCCUGGUCGGCGCGCUGCACCGCGUCGUCGGCCUCGAGUUCGGCGCGCACUUUGUGCAGACACUAGUGAACAAGUACAACGACGAGUUUGCGCGUACGGCCCCAACGUCGACGUCUGCGGAUGGCGACGAUGCAGCCAAGGAAGCAUUCAACCUCCUCACCCUGAUCGCCGAGUUGUUUAAUGCCGGCGUGAUUGGCAGUCAGUUGGUGUACGACCUGGUCCGCGGGUUCAUUGGCGAGGGCGAGGGCGAGCUCAUGUCCGAACGUGGCGUCGAAGGCCUCCUCAAGAUCCUCAAAUGUUCCGGUUCCCAGCUGCGUGCGGAUGACGCCGCGUCACUCAAGGGCAUCGUCUCGCUCGUGCAGGAGCGUACGCGCGGGCGCGACAAGGAGAUGACUGUGCGCGCAAAGUUCAUGAUCGAGACACUGGGCAACCUGCGCAGCGGCAAGUCCAAGGGACUCGGCACGGAGCGCCCCGACGUCACGCGUAUGCGCAAGUUCCUUUCGGGCAUGGGGAAGAAGCGAAGGCUUCUCGCUCCCGAGCCCCUUCGCGUUGGACUCAAAGACCUCCUUUCCGCCGACAGCAGGGGCAAGUGGUGGCUUGUUGGCGCAGGAUGGAGCGGUAACCCGCUCCUCGAGCGCCAGCCGGCAAAGAAGGCUGAGAAGAUGGACGAGCGCGACCGCGAGGACGAGGAGGUUCUCCUCGAACUGGCCCGAAAGCAAGGAAUGAACACGGAUGUUCGUCGGUCGGCAUUUGUCGUCCUCCUCUCUUCAGAGGACUAUGUCCACGCCUGCGACAGACUGCACGCCUUCCGCCUCACGCAAGUCCAGCAGCGCGAUUUUGUGCGCGUCGCCCUCCACUGUGUCGGCAUGGAGACGACGUACAACCCAUACUACACGCUUGUGCUGAACAAUCUGUGUGCCAACUCGUACGACCAUCGCUUUACGCUCCAGUACGCUCUCUGGGACCUUUUGCGCGAAUUGGCCGAUGGGGGAGUAGACGAUACGCGGGCGUCGCACGUCGCGCGCGCACUCGCGUUCCUCAUUGCGCGGGGUAGUGUCGACCUCACGAUCUUCAAGGCUGUCGAGUUCACCGAUAUCUCAAAGGGUACGCGCAAGAUGCUUGACUCACUCCUCCGGACCCUCCUCCUGUCGAUCCAUACCGCUUCGCCCCUCCUCACCCUCCCGAAAAAGUUCAAGGUCGAGGACGCCGACCUCGAGACUGUUGAGGCGACGUUUGAUAAGGCUCUCGCGGCGCCAGAGCUCGCGGGCGGUCUCACGUGGAUCCUCCAGAGUAUCCGCAAGAACCCCGGGAAGGGAGUUGGUGCGCUCGAGGGGGAAAUCAUUGGUGUCGGGGCAGAGGUUGCAAGCGGCGUGCUGGCGCGGGCUAUCUAG